Solenopsis invicta (red fire ant) is the source of this 546-nucleotide messenger RNA. RefSeq lists its product as uncharacterized. Lineage: Eukaryota; Metazoa; Arthropoda; Insecta; Hymenoptera; Formicidae. The record is from RefSeq and is a predicted model, not a curated record. Bases 130 to 546 code for a protein of 138 amino acids. The transcript is spliced from 3 exons.
CAAUAUAGAAUAUUGGGUUUACAUUAUUUCCCAAUAUUGAACCAAUAUUUUGUGCUACUAGGGUUGUAAUGUAUAAAUUUUGAUUUUCAGCAGAACAAUGGUCAUACAGAUUCUGAAAAAAGAAAACAGAUGUUACCUCAAAAAGAAAAACCAAUAAUAACAGAAAAUGUUAUAAAGAGUGCAUCGGAGUUGUCGAAAAAAUCUAAUGUGCUGAUUAAUAAAACGCGAAAACUGCCAUGCAAACCGGUAAACGAGCCAUUGUUUAUAAAGGUGCAAGAUUUACGUAAGCUGUAUGUUGCGGAAAAGAAGAAAAGUGAGCAACUAGAAGCUGCUUUAGAGUCGGCCAAGAUUAAAAUAAAAGACUUGAAAGCGAUGAAUAAUGAAAUGACGGGGCUAAAUAUGAAAUUGCAGAAAACUGUUAUCAGUUAUGUGAAACAAUUGACGGAUGGUAAAAAUAAUACGAUACCUAUAAAGCCACAUGAAAACAUAAUGAAAGAUGUUCCGGCGGUGAGUAUGAUACAUAAACAUGAUAAGAAAGUGAGAUAA